Vigna unguiculata (cowpea) is the source of this 1719-nucleotide messenger RNA. RefSeq names its product threonyl and alanyl tRNA synthetase second additional domain-containing protein. Gene Ontology annotation, biological process: alanyl-tRNA aminoacylation. Lineage: Eukaryota; Viridiplantae; Streptophyta; Magnoliopsida; Fabales; Fabaceae. Gene Ontology annotation, molecular function: nucleic acid binding; ATP binding; alanine-tRNA ligase activity. The record is from RefSeq and is a predicted model, not a curated record.
AUAAUUCUUUGAGCGUACAGAACUUUUUAUCUACGAAUCACGUCAAAAUUGGUGACGAUUUGGUGGUGUAUGAGUAUGAAGCAUUUACGGGGUGAGUUAUGUUAUGAUCCGAAAGAAGAAGCCAAAUCGAUAGAUUGAGGGUUCGGUUAAGGCCAUGGAUAUGUACAAGAAUCCCACGAAGCUGGAAUAUUACGAUGACAUGUGGAGCCUCCAAUGCACUGCCACGCUAUUAUCUCACUUCAAGGGCGAUGAUGGUAGACAUGUUUUGAUAUUGGAUCGUACCAUAUUCUAUCCGCAAGGAGGUGGUCAACCCGCCGAUACUGGCUUUGUACUCAUUCAUGGCUUAGAAAACAAAUUUCUGGUAUCUGACGUUCGAUCCAAAGAUGGAAUUGUUUUCCACUAUGGUUUCUUUGAGAAUCUGAUGGGGGAAUUUGAGCCUACACGCGAGAAAGGGAAUGAGGUUUCACUGUUUGUUGACGAGCACAGGCGAAAACUGAACUCCAGAUUGCAUUCAGCGGGACAUUUGCUUGAUAUUUGUCUGCCAAGAAUAGGAUUGGGUCAUUUAGAGCCUGGCAAAGCCUACCAUUUUUCUGAUGGGCCUUGGGUUGAAUAUAAGGGUACAGUUCCACAAAAUGAAUUGCAGAGUAAGCAAAAGGAUCUAGAGCUGGAGGCCAAUGCAUUAAUUUCCUUGGGAGAAAGAAUUUCUGUUGAUAUAUUACCAUAUGAUGAAGCUGCUAAGAUUUGCGGAGGGAGUCUUCCCGAUUAUAUUUCUAAGGAAAGCACACCUCGCAUUGUGAGGAUAGGAGAUAAUCCUGGCUGCCCCUGUGGUGGUACUCAUGUCGCUGACAUUUCAGACAUCGUACAAAUUAAGGUUUCUCAAAUUCGGUCGAAGAAGGGGCUAACAAAAGUCUCUUACAAAGUCGAAUCCUAGAUAUAUUUGGCUGAGUCUGCUGCUGUGAAACUGCUAUUUUAGCUCCGUACUUCUAACUACUCUCAGAUAAGCAUCGCAGAAAACUAGCUGAAUUUGUAGUUUCUAUUUAGGUCCUUACUAAAUAAACUUCUUUUGUAAUCAUUAACAAAAACCAAGAAGAUUGUAAAAUAAACAAAGGUUUUUAUACAAGACAAAAUCAUCUCAUGUAUUAUGUAACUGGGAAAAUUUGUGAGAGUAUCUUAGUUUGCCCCUACUCACAUGACACACCAUUAUCCGCUUGGACAUGCUAUAUUGUCUUCAAUCCAAAUCCUGGUUGUAAUUUCCAAAAUUCAAAGUAAUGAAUGACCCUUUGAUAUGCUUGAAACUCACGCGUAUUGAUAUGUUGACUACUAGGCAAUAUCUUUGAAAUGCAGGUCCUCUCUAGAGAGUUUAUGCACGUCACGAUCACAAUGAUUUUGAGCUUUCUCUGUCCCAGCUGUUGUCAUGGUAAUGAGAAAAUUGAAUUGUGUAAAGUUUAAAAAUAAAUGGGUGGUAGUGAUAAGUUUGGCACCUUGUGAAAAGUCGAAACUCUUUUCCAAAAAUAGGGGUGCAAGAAUGGUCCGUGUAAAUGUGCAUGGAAGAAGGGUAUAAUGCGCAGCUACUUUCUUUUGCUAUCAGCCGCCACACCCUUUUGUUCAAAGUGGUGAGUAUCGUAUGGUCCAUAAAUAAGCCGUAACAUUAUAAGCACCAUUAUUACUCGCCCAAAAGUGUGACACUGCUAACACUAUUAUUUUUACUUCAAUUUCCUA